AUGGACACAGCACAAGAGAUACAACAACCAAUAACGAUGGAAACUAACACUAUGAAUGCGGCAGGCACUAGAGAUGAUCAGUCUCAACAACAUGACAGAAUGGUAGAGCAAUUCUCGUCGUCCUUGGCGUCGAUUGCUUCAUCGGCUCGUCAAGCGUUACACCAUCAACAAUCAUCAGCUUCUUCGGAUACAUCCAGCAGUAACAACAGCAAGGAGGCAAUGGUCGUGACGGCCACAGGCACAGAAGGGACGACAACUGGGACCAGCGCCAACAACAGCAACACUAGUGCAAACAACAGCAACAGUAGUAGCGGAAGUGGGAGUGGAGGGGAUGAUCGAGAUUCCGGCGGGGACGGACAAGAGGGCGACAACAGUAACGAUCAGAAGAAGAAGCCGGCAGCCAACAAACCACUCUCACUUGGUCUGCCACUUCCACCGCAUCAUGGAGCGGCUCACACACAUUCUCAUCAUCACAAUAGACGCAACAAGAGGGUAUCGACCGGGGGUGAUGACUAUGGCUUGCCUCCCCUCAGGGUAGACGAUGAUACACGAUGGCAAGCGAGCUCUCAUCCAGCGGCGGCUGCGGGAGGCGGAGGAGGAAGUCAUCACGCAACGGUCGUGGCGAGACUACCUCCUCCUGAUUCCUCUUUCUCGAGUUCCGGCAACGAAGGCUCUAACCGAGGUCCAGCCUAUCAUGCCAUCAAGCAGACGUUGCUCCAGAAGAGCAGCAGCAAGUCCAAGAGCAAGAAGAAGAAGAGCAAGACGGGUCUUACGGGUCCUUCCAAGAGCAGCAGCAGCAAGAAACCCGCAAACACCAUCAAGACGACCUCGUCCUCCUCUUCCAAGAAGAAGAAGUCAAAGCAACAGCAGCAACCGGAGGCCAUGUCCUCGGAUUCGUCCAGGGAAACGACAGUUGUGCACCACAAGCGCCACCACCAUGGCAUGAAGCGACCGGCAGCUUCGUCUCCUGGCUCUGGCAGCGGAAACAGCCCUCCAGGAAGCAAGGAGUCGUCCUCUCAAAAGAACAAGAAGACCAAGAAGCUCAAGACCACUACGAGUAGUGGCGGCCCGGAAGCCAGUGCCUCGGCGGCUGCUUCUGCGUCCAUGGCGCGGAAGAAGAGACCGCAUCAGAGCCAGGAAGAGGGUCAAGCGGUGGCGUCAUCCACCAUGCCCACCGCAACGGAAGCGGAAGAAGACGAGAACUAUGGAAGCAACUCCUCCUCGGGGAGUGGAACUGAAGCCGGAUACGCUGGGUCGGCAUCGUCCAACGAGAAUCUUGCUCGCAAGAGCGGGGAUCCUGGAUCCUCCUCCAACAGCAACUCGAGUUCGGAUAUGCCUGACUUUUCGUCGGGAGCCUCCGAGAGCAAUGCCGGAUAUGCCUUUGGCAGUUCCAACUCGCCGUCGCUAUCCUCGUCCAAUGGGGAAGAUGACGAAGACGACGACAGCAGUGAAGACGAUGGACGCCGAAAGGCUAAGUCUGCAGCCCCCUCGUCCUCCAAGUCACAGUGGCCACACCAUGUCCGCCAAUCGUCCUCGACGGUGCCAAUGGAUGAGCGCAAGAUGCCCGCCAAGACGUCGAUCAGUACCAUGACUGCUUUAGCGUCGAGUACCGCUCAGUCGCAGUUUGCCAAGGUCUCACGAUCAUCGGCCGGUACUACUGCGGAGACUUCGACGGCUGUGGCAAUCCGUGCCAAGGCCAGAAGCAGUCGACGAGCCAGCAGGGCGUUGUCACAAAAUAGUAACAAGCCGCCCAUUCUGACACUGGGAUCUGAUCUCAUGGCUCAUGUCUUGACCUUCUUGGAACCUCCAAACAUUCUGAGGGUCCUGACCAUGCCUCUGAGCAAGGAUUGGCUAUCUACCUUUGCCAAUCAGCAAGAGCUCUGGAGGGUCUUGUGUCUCUUGGAGCCUUUCAAAGCCCAAGUAGAAGAAAACGACUUUUCUACUUCCUCGUCGUCCUCCUCUUCAGCCUCGAGUGCUAUCAGCAGCGAAGACGAGGUCGGAGAAGACCCAGAUGAUGAUGGAUCUCUGUCAAGCUUCUCAGUGGUGGCACCUGCCAGCGCUAGCAGGAAAGCUUGGAAGGGUCCUGCAGCGCGAGCUGUUCGCCGGGAUACUCCACCCACCAAGGUGGACACAAGCACAGUUGCGGCUGUCGCAAAACCCCUGAGCAGCCAAAAGAAGAAACAGGUCAAGCUGGGAAAGCUCGGACGUUACCGAUUGCUCUACACUUCUUUCGUUCGUUGCAUGAAGUACCUGGAACGCAUGAAGGAAGAUGUCUUGCAUGGGCGACCGCCAUCCAUGAUUGAAUACGGUGGGUCCAGCCUACCCUCUACCGUCUCAAGGCAGGCGGCGAUUGGAUCCAAUCGUUCCUUGCAGCAGUUCUUGGCAGGAGCCCGUCGGGUUGUCGAACAGCAGCAGCAACCUCCAGAAGUUGCGCUGGCGGCAAACAACAACGCCAAUCGCGACGAGGGCAGCACUUUGUCGGAAGAAGAGCAGCCUCCUGCAGGAGCGCCUCUCGGCGUAGCAAGAAUGCCCAUUCUUAGCGCCGAUGAUGGCAGCAACUCGUAUCAGUCUUCGGUGGAGCGACCAAGAAAGCGAAAGAAGAGCCGAGAUCAAAAGCGACGCAAGAGGCCCAAGUUUGGACGGUCCAUGUUGACAGACCGCCUGUUGGCUCCGGCUCGAACUGGCGAAGUGAACCCCGAAAAUGUCGCGUUGCCAUGGAGUUGUGCUUUGUACAGCAUUGUCAACUGGAUGGUUGCUUUUGCCGAUGUGGAAGGCAUUCAGGUUAUGUGCCUCAAGGUGUUGCCUCAUCUGUUGGAAGACGAGCAGCAGCGCAUCACAGCUCAGCGGGUUGGUCUGACGGAUGUGAUCCUGCGGGGUAUGGUGCUCUUCCCGAACAGUGUUCAGCUCCAUACGGCAUCAUUUCACACGUUGGUGCUUCUUGCUCGACCCCUUGGUGGGCGUGAGGGAAUGCUCUUCCACUCGGCAAUGGUCAAUGCGGCUGGAAUCUUCAGCGGUGGUGGCGAGGCCAACAACGGUAACAAUGCACCAGUUGUGGCCGAGGAAGGCAACGAAGAUGCUGAGCAAGAAGAACGAAUGUUCAGCGGAGGUCCGCAGAACGACGGAAAAAAUGGGAUCGCUGUCAUGCUGGAUUCCAUGAGGAAAUUCGAAGAUGAUGAGGCACUUCAAGCCAUGAGCUGCUGGUCCCUCGUGAACAUUGCCUUGGCCCCGGUCCAAAAAGAGAUGCUGGUCAAGCUGGGUGGUAUCGAAGUUACCACGAACGCUAUGAUGCGACAUCCUCACAGUGCUGAGGUACAGUUCCGUGCACUCUUCGCAUUGAUCAACUUGGUGAUUCCAUCCGUUAAUGUUAGGGGCGAGGAUGAGAACGACCAGGGCAAUAUCAAUGAAGCCAACGACGGGAUUGCCGAAGAAUUGAACGUGAUGGUUGACCAAAUCACCAGUUUGGUGGUGCUGGCCAUGAAGUACUUCUGUUCCAGCGAGGCCAUCUUGAACCGCGCUUGCCUGGUGCUUCACAACCUUUCUUUGACUCAAGCAUAUCAUUCGACUCUUCUGUGGACGCCCAAUUGCUACCAGAUGCUCGAGUGGUGCCUGGCUAAUUACCGUACCGAUCAAGUCCUGCAACAAAGUGCUGCUGGAACGUUGCACCGAUUGCAGGUGACCCUUUCCAAUGACGAGAACCUCCGAACUCGCUUUGCAGCUUCUAUUCAGGCUCAGCAGCAACUCUCCUUAGAGGCUGCUCACAGAGAAGCUCUACAUAUCUACGAACAGCAAGAACAGUUGAGACAAGGCCGAGAUGCAGCAGCGAGCAACGGUGGUGGUGCCGGUGCCCGGUGA
Molecule: messenger RNA, 3852 nt
Organism: Seminavis robusta
Lineage: Eukaryota; Bacillariophyta; Bacillariophyceae; Naviculales; Naviculaceae
Source: the annotation of a GenBank genome assembly